CCCCGUGACGUCACGCUGCUCACCAGCGGAUGUGAUGGCGACCAGCUCAGGUUCAGUCUCAGGUCUAAACUCGGGUACCACCGGCUGGUCUAUCUAGACCAGCUCAUCGACCAGGGGGGUACAUGUCGUCCGAGCCGAGCGGAACCAUGCGGACGAGGAGACCCGAGCAGGAUGGAGGCGGCGGGGGAGUGGAGUAAAAACGUGAAGUUGGAGACCAAGCCGUUCCUCAAGCACCAUGGCCGAGUUGCCGUCGCCAAGAACCUCUCAGACCUCCUCAGGACCUCCUGGAGCCUGCAGAUCCCCUCCCAAUGUGCUGGUUCUUGCCCGGACCUGAUGAUGAGCAGGACUGAGCCGGCUGACCCGGGCCCCGUUGCCAUGGCGCUGACCCCGCAGCUGCCCCCCCGGGCCCCACGGCCCCCCCGCCCCCACCGGCCCCUCUGCCUGUCGGUCUCCUCCGACAGCAGCGGAAGGUUCCGGGCCCUGGAUUCCCUGGAGUGGAGGAACAACCUGAAGGCCCAGAUGGAGCAGGCCCACAGUGUGGGCGCGGCCAGCAGCACGGGGUCCCUGGAGCGGGCGUCCCUGUUCUGUGCGGCGGGGGGGUCGGCGGGGGGCUCCAGCCCCGUGGAGGUCCUCCAGAGGACCAAGUCCUCGGGCCGCUUCUCCCUCUUCUCCCCGCCGUGGAACAGCAGCUCAGAGUCGGACUCCAACCCCCCGUCCCGCACCGGCUCCACCAAGCUUCGCAACUACAGCCGGCGGGCCGCCACGGGCCCCGCGGGCGCCGGCCGGGCCCCCGACCCCGCCCCGGGGCCCCCGUCCCCCCGGGCCUCCCCGGGGGAGCAGGUCCAGUACUCGGAGCCGGUCAUCUCCAAGGUGACGGACUACAUCUUCGUGGGGAACCUGAACGCGGCGUACAGCGGGCGCGCGCUCUGCAGGAACAACAUCGACAGCGUGAUCGACACCAGCGGCAGCCCCGCCCUCAGCCUGAUCCCCUGCACCUGCUCGCGGCGCACACGCCACUCCUGGUCCCGCCUCAAGGUGGACAUGGAACUGGCGCCGGGCGACGCCCCCACGCUGCAGCAGCGCUGCUUCCAGGACAUCAACGGGUGCAUGGAGGCGUCGGCGGAGAGGAAGAAGCGGGUGCUGGUGCACUGCGGGGACGGCUCGUCGCUGGCGCCCACCGUGGUCAUCCAGUACCUGAUGGUGAAGCACCACAUGCGGCUGCUGCCCGCCUACGAGCUGCUGCGCUCGCGACACCCCCUCAACAUCAGGGAGCGUCACCAGGACGUGCUGGUGGCCCUGGAGCGCACCCUGCACCCGGGGGGGGGCAUGGCCCCCGAGGGCUUCAAACAGGCCCUCUCCCGGAGGCUGGCCUGGACCUGACUCCUCCUGGCUCCUCCUGGUUCCUCCUGGUUCUCCUCCUACUAACCAGGAGGAGGCCUCCUGUCUGACCCGCCGCGGUCGGGCCGGUGUACGGGCAGCGUGGGUGUUUGUGCUUGCGUACGGUGAUCGUUGUUGUGAAGUGUUAUCUGCAACAUGUCCCUCCUCCUGCUCCUCCUGCUCCUCCCGCUCCUCCCCGGGGGGGAGGACAUGCAGUAGGCUUGAUGUGGUGGCUGUCUCCGGCUCUGUGGUAAACAUGUCUUUGGCGUGACGUGCUCGGUGUUUAAUAUCAGUGGAACUCAGGAGACUGUUGAUGUCACUCCAGGGUGGGAGACUCUGAAGGACCCCAGGGGCCGCCCACCGAGGGGCCCGAUCACAAAGAAACAAACGUAAGGACAUGAACUGCUCUUCCAGAGAAGAGAAUCCUUCUUCUUCCAGAAACACAUCGGUGUGAACACUGUUGUUCUCUUUGGUGUGGACUCUUCGUCUUUAACUCGUCUCGGAACUAUUUAUGAACUCUGACAGCCAUCUAUUGCAAGAACGAAGUUUGCACAAGCAUAGCUUUUAAAUGCCUCACCCCAGCUAGGCUCACCCAUGGGCUGGGGCGAGGAAGAUGAAGGUGAGGAAGGAGCACAUCGCUAGGCUUCAGGGAUUCUGCUCCAAGAUGAGUUGCAGAAAUGUCCAAAUGCACACGCUCUAGUUGUUCUGUUGUAAUAUAUCCCCCUUAAUGAUGGUCCAAACCAGAUGGCCAACCUGGGUACCCUGGAUUGGGUCAUCCCAGAUUGAUUGAUGAUGUCUUGAGGCUGGUAGAUGAGUUACUCUAGUGUGCAUAGGCAGUCCUGGUCGGAUGGGCCUUGAGCCCUCAACCUCAUCCAAAACCCCAAGUUAUCAAUUCUACCUUGGUAGAUUAUAAUAGGAUUUAAAGUAGAACACUUGGCCUUUUGAAUCAGGUGUAGGAUCCCCUAACCCUAAGUCAGUGGUUCAGUGGACAUUGAUUUUCUAAUGUGGUCUCUGACUUUGGGGAAUGUGUGUUGUCUAAAACCUGUAACCUGAAAGUUGUCUCAAUGCUACGCAUAUCUAUAGGGACUGGAGGGAGUAGGGACAUAGGAGGGAGUGUGUGAGGACUCAGUGGGGACCUAACUGGGACAUAGGAGGGAUUGUGUGAGGACUCAGUGGGGACCUAACUGGGACAUAGGAGGGAGGGUGUGAGUACUCAGUGGGGACCUAACUGGGACAUAGGAGGGAGUGUGUGAGGACUCAGUGGGGACCUAACUGGGACAUAGGAGGGAGUGUGUGAGGACUCAGUGGGGACCUAACUGGGACAUAGGAGGGAUUGUGUGAGGACUCAGUGGGGACCUAGCUGGGACAUAGGAGGGAGUGUGUGAGGACUCAGUAGACUUGGUGGAAGUGUAAGGACUAAGUUGGGACUUAGUGAGGGCUUGGUGGGAGUGUUAGUGAGGUUAGCCCUCACCCAGUGGGGACUGUAUGCUGAGGUAGUGGGAGGGUUAGUGGGGACUGUAUGAUGAGGUAGUGUUAGUGGGGACUGUAUGAUGAGGUAGUGUUAGUGGGGACUGUAUGAUGAGGUAGUGUUAGUGGGGACUGUAUGAUGAGGUAGUGGGAGUGUUAGUGGGGACUGUAUGAUGAGGUAGUGUUAGUGGGGACUGUAUGAUGAGGUAGUGUUAGUGGGGACUGUAUGAUGAGGUAGUGGGAGUGUUAGUGGGGACUGUAUGAUGAGGGCGUGUUAGUGGGGACCCAUUUGGGUCUGUAUGAUGAGGUAGUGCUAGGACGUGGUGGUCUAUGGUGGUCUCCAGUGGCUCCCGGAGCCAGCUGUACGGUGCCUUGAGGUGGAGAAGUACCCGGACGUGAGGUGAUAUUUGCACACUGUAUGCAUUUCAUGGGCAUUGACUUUGAUAUUUUCCACUAUUUGUGUAAAUGUUUCCUAUUGACUUGUAAUGAAGUGAUUCUUGCAGCUUUUCAGUUUGGUGCUUUGGUGGUUGAUUUGAUUUCAUGUGUUCUCGUGGUUCUGCUGUUGCUCUCGAUGGCUGCUUGUUGUUGUAGUGAACACAUGAUAUUUUCUAGCAGGUCUCUCAGGUGAACUCAUAGUGGCCGAAUGUUUCCACGAAUGCCAUGUGACCGUGUGAAGUGUUUUCUAGUCACCCUGCAGACGUACUGUGAAACUAGUGGAUGACUGUUUUGUUUACUCCGAUGUUUUGUUAACUAUUACUAAUUGAAAAACGAUAUAAAAUGAAGUGAGAAACGUG
Molecule: messenger RNA, 3638 nt
Organism: Gadus morhua (Atlantic cod)
Lineage: Eukaryota; Metazoa; Chordata; Actinopteri; Gadiformes; Gadidae
Exons: 6
Coding region: 172-1380 (402 amino acids)
Biological process (GO): peptidyl-tyrosine dephosphorylation; negative regulation of MAPK cascade
Cellular component (GO): cytosol; cytoplasm
Molecular function (GO): protein tyrosine/threonine phosphatase activity; MAP kinase tyrosine phosphatase activity; MAP kinase tyrosine/serine/threonine phosphatase activity
Source: RefSeq, a predicted model, not a curated record